Messenger RNA from Talaromyces stipitatus ATCC 10500, 1743 nucleotides. RefSeq names its product efflux pump antibiotic resistance protein, putative. Bases 1 to 1743 code for a protein of 580 amino acids. Gene Ontology annotation, biological process: transmembrane transport. The record is from RefSeq and is a predicted model, not a curated record. The transcript is spliced from 6 exons. Gene Ontology annotation, molecular function: transmembrane transporter activity. NCBI's taxonomy places the organism in Eukaryota, Fungi, Ascomycota, Eurotiomycetes, Eurotiales, Trichocomaceae.
AUGUCGGGCGUUCUCGAACAACCAAGAUCAGAAGAGACAGCAGAGACAGCAGACGAAUCAGCGAGACAGAAGCCAAAAACACAGGAUGCCACGACCCAACAGACGUCCACUGCCCCUAAGGGAUUCGCGGUAUCAACGACUCGGCAUCAGGAGAAUACCUAUCUUAAAGGAUGGAGAUUGUACCUGACCACUCUUGGUUUGAAUAUUUGCAUCUACCUUGUGAAUGUCGAAGUCACCAUCGUCAGUACCUCUCUCAUCACCAUCGCCAAUGGCUUCCGGAGCUUCAAUCGGACCAGCUGGGUGGUUACGGGAUACUUGAUUACCUAUACCGGGUUCAUCAUCCUCUGGAGUAAGCUUAGCGAUAUCAUCGGACGCAAGCGAAGUAUUAUCGCAACUAUGAUCAUGUUUAUCGCUUUUUCAGGAGGAUGCGGAGCAUCGCAGAACAUGGACCAAUUGAUCAUCCUCCGCGCCUUUCAAGGUAUCGGUUCAGCAGGCGCAUAUUCAAUAUCCAUUCUUAUCUGCUACGAGAUUGUGCCGAAACCAGCCUUAGCCACUAUGGGUGCUUUCGCAGCCUCGUCUACUGCGCUAGGGUUCUCUACUGGUCCAUUGAUUGGAGGUGUGUUGGCGCAACAUUCGAUCUGGAGGUGGAUCUUUUACAUGAAUCUUCCAAUUGGAGGUCUGGCAAUCGGUCUCUUGCUCCUAGCACUUCCUGCCAAAGUCGGUCGACGCAGUCCUCCUCACCGACUCGGUUGGUUCUCGCACCUCCGUCGCAUUGAUAUUGUUGGUGCAAUCAUUCUGCUGACGGCUACACUUCCACUCAUCACCGCGCUGAACGAGGUCUAUGUCCAGUUUAAAUGGCCAGAAGCUAGGACGAUUGUUCUGCUCGUGCUUUCAGGUGUUGCGUGGUUCGUAUUCUUUGCGUGGGAAAAUGCCGUGACGAGAGAGAAGAAUGUACCGGAGCCAAUUUUUCCUUCUAGAUUCUUCAAAAAUCCUAACUGGAUGGGCAUGCUUUUGGUCACUUUUUUCGUCGGCAUGCCCUCAAACAUGGUUGUAGUGAUGCUCCCCGAGCGUUUUCAGAUAGUCGGCGGAAUAUCAGCGCUGAAUGCAGGUGUUCGUUUACUUGCCUUCUCUGCAGUCAGUGCAAUUUCAGCUGGGAUUUCUGGUAUUGUCUCGAAGAAAUUCCGUGUUCCUUUCAUCUAUUUGCUUUUGUUCAGCUCGGUCCUUCAUACCGUCGGCGUAGCUAUGCUUGCAACCCUACCGGAGACAAAGGACUACCCUACUGUCGGAUAUGUGUAUGAGGCUCUUGCUGGAGCAGGUGUGGGAACCACAUUUGGUAUACUCAUCCUGGCUACACCAUUUGUAGUAGAACCACGAGACAUUGGUACGUUAGCAUCAACCCUCGUCCAUAUGACCGGACUGACCAAACCAGCUGUCGCAACAGGGGCAAUAAUCCAGUUCCGCUUCCUAGGAGGCGCUAUCGGUCUGGCAAUUGGAUCCAACGUCCUCAAUUGCAUGCUCGAAACCCGGCUCACAGGUAUUCUCCCACCAGAGCUACUGCAAGCUCUCUUGCACAACACAGCGAUUAUGGAAACACUACCAGAGACUCAACGUGAAAUAGUUCAAUCGGUAUUCGCGCAUGCUUAUACCGUCCAAUUUCGGAUUAUGAUUGGCAUUGCAGCUGCGCAGUUCCCCGCGUCGUUGCUUAUGUGGAGGAAGGGAGGACAGAUUACAGCUCUUGAAUGA